GAGGGACGAGGGAGUCGGCCAUCUUGGGUUCGCCCGGGCUGUGAGCUACGAGCGAGCGGGGGAGGGACUGGCUGGGUUGCGGAAGUGGCCGCGUUCGCUCCCCCGUAGUGGAGAGAGAGAGGCGAGAAGGAGAGUCCAGGGGCCCCCACCUUUCCCCGGCCAGCACCAUCUCUAGCGAGGAGGAUGGCAGGGCGGCUACCGGCUUGCGUGGUGGACUGCGGCACGGGGUAUACAAAACUGGGAUAUGCUGGAAAUACAGAACCACAGUUCAUCAUUCCUUCAUGUAUUGCAAUCAAGGAAUCGGCAAAAGUUGUUGAUCAAGCACAAAGGAGGGUUACGAAAGGUGUGGAUGAUUUAGACUUCUUUAUUGGGGAUGAAGCAAUAGAAAAACCAACUUAUGCAACAAAGUGGCCUAUCCGCCAUGGUAUAGUUGAAGACUGGGACUUGAUGGAGAGGUUUAUGGAGCAAGUUAUCUUUAAAUAUCUAAGAGCAGAACCGGAAGAUCAUUACUUUCUUUUGACUGAACCUCCACUAAAUACUCCGGAAAAUAGGGAAUAUACUGCUGAGAUAAUGUUUGAGUCCUUCAACGUUCCAGGACUGUACAUUGCUGUUCAGGCUGUCCUUGCCUUAGCUGCAUCUUGGACAUCGAGACAGGUAGGAGAACGGACAUUGACUGGCACAGUUAUAGACAGUGGAGAUGGUGUUACUCAUGUUAUUCCUGUGGCUGAAGGCUAUGUGAUUGGCAGCUGUAUCAAACAUAUUCCAAUUGCAGGACGAGAUAUAACAUACUUCAUUCAGCAACUGCUGAGAGAGCGAGAAGUAGGAAUUCCUCCUGAGCAAUCCUUGGAAACUGCUAAAGCAGUGAAGGAGCGCUUUAGUUAUGUCUGCCCUGAUUUAGUAAAAGAAUUCAACAAGUAUGACACUGAUGGUACAAAAUGGAUUAAACAGUAUACCGGAAUCAAUGCAAUCUCAAAGAAAGAAUUCACCAUUGAUGUUGGUUAUGAGAGAUUCCUGGGGCCGGAGAUCUUCUUUCAUCCUGAGUUUGCUAAUCCUGACUUCACACAACCCAUUUCAGAAGUAGUAGAUGAAGUUAUUCAGAAUUGUCCUAUUGAUGUUAGACGUCCUCUGUAUAAGAAUAUCGUCCUCUCUGGAGGUUCGACCAUGUUCAGGGACUUUGGUCGCCGUUUACAACGAGAUUUGAAAAGAACUGUUGAUGCCCGGCUGAAACUCAGUGAGGAACUGAGUGGUGGCAGACUGAAGCCCAAACCUAUUGAUGUACAAGUCAUUACGCAUCAUAUGCAAAGAUAUGCAGUUUGGUUUGGAGGAUCAAUGCUGGCUUCCACACCUGAGUUCUACCAAGUAUGCCACACCAAAAAAGAUUAUGAAGAGAUUGGUCCUAGCAUCUGUCGUCACAACCCAGUGUUUGGAGUCAUGUCUUAAAACUGACCUGAGAGGGGUCAGGGCUAGGGAAUGGGGGAAAAGGAGGGUCUUGCUGAUUACUUGUUUGUCUGGAUGGCGGGUAUUAAAAUAACAAACAUGACUUGACAAUAAGAAAAAGACCAAACACAAUUAAACAGGAAUAUUUUAAUAAGUGUCUCAAUAUGCGGAUAUAGUGGAAAGCCAAAAUAAUUAAGUGUUUUUCUUUAGAUUGAAUAUUUGAACCUGUGCGUAACAAAACAAAGAAGUGGGUUUUAGUUCUUUCUGUGCCCUGAUAUUUUGUAUAUUGAUGAAUUAUCCAAGAUUUGAUGGGAUUUGACGGUGUGUAGAUAGUCAGCUCUCUAAUGCUUCAAUUGUACUCUUACAUGUGUACAAUGCAAGAACUUGUUUAUAUUUCAUACUUUUUUAUACUUUGAGGAAAAAUAUCAAUUAAAGAAAAACUGUAAUAUUUGAGGGAAAAAUACCAGUGACCAACUUAAUGGUAAAUUAAAAAAUAUAUAUAUUGGGCACAUGAAGCUUACUCAUGUGACUCUAGUUAUUGCAAACUAUGACCAAUCUAAAUCCUCGGUCCCAACUUUGCAAGUGCUUUUGGAACAAAGAAGCUAGUAUCUUGGGUUAACCGAUGCCUGCUAGUGCUUUCUGAUUACUCGGUGCAUUUUCAUUCUAUUUCUUGCUUAAAAAAACAAAAGUAAAGACAAGACUGUUGGACCAGUAUUGCAGUUCCGUAGUGUCAUUUCUAAUUAAAAAAACAAAUAAUCCCAUUAUCGAAAGUGGUGUAUUUUAAAGCCUACCACCAUUCCAAUAAAGGCACAACAUUUCUUUUUA
Messenger RNA from Chrysemys picta bellii (western painted turtle), 2262 nucleotides. RefSeq names its product actin related protein 3 (gene ACTR3). Gene Ontology annotation, molecular function: actin filament binding. Lineage: Eukaryota; Metazoa; Chordata; Testudines; Emydidae. The record is from RefSeq and is a predicted model, not a curated record. Gene Ontology annotation, biological process: Arp2/3 complex-mediated actin nucleation. Gene Ontology annotation, cellular component: actin cortical patch; Arp2/3 protein complex.